This is a messenger RNA of Monosiga brevicollis MX1, 735 nucleotides long. RefSeq lists its product as uncharacterized. The annotation marks the transcript as partial. The record is from RefSeq and is a predicted model, not a curated record. The transcript has a single exon. NCBI's taxonomy places the organism in Eukaryota, Choanoflagellata, Craspedida, Salpingoecidae. Gene Ontology annotation, cellular component: cytoskeleton.
CAGGAAAAACUCUCGCGCAUCGUGGCGCAGGGUGAUGAGGAGAAGGAGCGACACCUCAAGGACAAGGACAAAGUCAUGGGGGAGCGCGACGCUCUUGGCUCCCAACUCAUCCGCCGUAACGACGAGCUGGCCCUCGUGUAUGAAAAGCUACGCUUGCAGCAGACAGCCCUGACCAAGGGCGAGGCGCAAUACCGCGAGCGACAAGAAGACAUCAAGCUGCUCAAGCUGGAGAUUAAGCGCCUGAAGCGCGAGCGGUCGCUCCUUGACAAGGGCACCAGCAACAUUGAUGAGCUGCGGCAGGAACUGUUUCACGUACAGCGAGAGCUUCUGCGCGAGCGAACGCGCUGUAAGGCUUUGGAAGAAGAGGUGCAAACACCCCUCAACGUGCACCGCUGGCGCCGUCUUGAGGGCAGUGAUCCGGAGACGUACGACAUGAUUCAGCGCAUUCAGACACUGCAGAAGCGGCUGAUUGCCAAAACAGAGGAGGCCAGCGAAAAGGAUCUGAAAGUCCAGGAGCUGGAAAAGCAGUAUCUCGAGUCCAAGGCGCUGCUGGCACGGCAACCGGGACCAGAGAUUGCCGAGCAGCUCCAAAUUUAUCAAUCGGCUGUCAAGGAAAAGAACAAACAACUCAAGGCCAUGGCCUCGGAAAUCAACAUGUAUCAGACGCAGGUGAACGAGCACAAGUACGACAUUGAGCGCCUUCAGAAGGAGCUACAGGACGUCAAGAAGCGGUAC